Molecule: messenger RNA, 985 nt
Organism: Tupaia belangeri chinensis (Chinese tree shrew)
Lineage: Eukaryota; Metazoa; Chordata; Mammalia; Scandentia; Tupaiidae
Gene: NUDT5
Product: nudix hydrolase 5
Exons: 10
Coding region: 192-851 (219 amino acids)
Biological process (GO): ribose phosphate metabolic process; nucleoside phosphate metabolic process
Cellular component (GO): nucleus
Molecular function (GO): ADP-ribose diphosphatase activity
Source: RefSeq, a predicted model, not a curated record
GCCGGGAAGAGGACGUGCGCAUACCCUUUAGCACCGCGAGAGGCGCCGGUGUUUUGAGCCGUGGCACCGGCAUCUGCUGAGACUUCUACCUUGAGCUCGUCCAUUCUUUUAUCGUCCCCACUCCUUUCUUCACCUAACACCUUGGACGUCAACUUCUCAUCUGAGGACUGUAAAGACUAAUUAGUUUGAAAAUGGAGAACCAAGAACCAAAGGAGUCUUCUCAGAAUGCCAAACAGUCUAUUAUUUCAGAGGAGUUAAUUGCUGAAGGAAAAUGGGUCAAGCUUGAAAAGACAACUUACAUGGAUCCUACUGGUAAAACUAGAACUUGGGAGACAGUGAAACGUACAACACGGAAAGGACAAACUGCUGAUGGUGUAGCUGUCAUUCCUGUGCUGCAAAGAACUCUUCAUUAUGAGUGUAUUGUACUGGUGAAACAGUUCCGACCACCCAUGGGCAGCUACUGCCUGGAGUUCCCUGCAGGUCUCAUAGAUGAUGAUGAAAGCCCAGAAGCAGCUGCUCUUCGGGAACUUGAGGAAGAAACAGGCUAUAAAGGUGAUGUCGCUGAAUGUUCUCCAGCUGUAUGUAUGGAUCCAGGUUUGUCAAACUGUACCACACACAUCGUGACAGUAACCAUUAAUGGAGAUGAUGCAGAAAAUGUAAGACCUAAGCCAAAGCCAGGGGAUGGAGAAUUUGUGGAAGUAAUUUCUUUACCAAAGAAUGACCUGCUGAAGAGACUUGAUGCUCUAGUAGCUGAAGAACAUCUUACAGUGGAUGCCAGAGUGUAUUCCUACGCCCUGGCGCUGAAACACGCAAACACGAAGCCAUUUGAAGUGCCCUUCCUGAAAUUUUGAGGCCAAAGAGGACACUGUCCAUCUGUUUUGUAAACAGGACCACCAGGCCUUCUUCACUAAGACUUUGUAUUCCACUUAGUUUAAUGUAGAUUUGAAAUUAGCUUUUUCAUAAAAUAAAAACAGCUCAGAAUGCA